This is a messenger RNA of Mustela lutreola (European mink), 1220 nucleotides long. Its product is annotated as hsc70-interacting protein-like. The transcript has a single exon. The record is from RefSeq and is a predicted model, not a curated record. NCBI's taxonomy places the organism in Eukaryota, Metazoa, Chordata, Mammalia, Carnivora, Mustelidae. Gene Ontology annotation, molecular function: Hsp70 protein binding; protein dimerization activity. The coding region runs from base 70 to 1179 and encodes 369 amino acids.
GCUAGUACCCGCGCCUGGAAUCGGGUCGCAACCCCAGCCGCGCCUGCCGCCUGCCACUGCCUCUGGACCAUGGACCCCCGCAAAGUGAGCGAGCUUCGGGCUUUCGUGAAAAUGUGUAAGCAGGAUCCGAGCGUUCUGCACACCGAGGAAAUGCGUUUCCUGCGGGAGUGGGUGGAGAGCAUGGGGGGUAAAAUACCACCUGCCACUCAUAAAACUAAAUCAGAAGACAGUAUCAAGGAAGAAAAACCAGAUAGUAAGAAGGCGGAGGAAAACAUAAAGACAGAUGAACCAUCAAGUGAGGAGAGUGAUCUAGAAAUUGACAAUGAAGGUGUGAUUGAACCAGAUACCGAUGCCCCUCAAGAAAUGGGAGAUGAAAAUGCAGAGAUAACCGAGGAAAUGAUGGAUCAGGCAAAUGAUAAAAAAGUGGCUGCCAUUGAUGCCCUAAAUGAUGGUGAACUACAGAAAGCCAUUGACUUGUUCACAGAUGCCAUCAAACUAAAUCCUCGCUUGGCCAUUCUGUAUGCCAAGAGAGCCAGUGUCUUCAUCAAAUUACAGAAGCCAAAUGCUGCCAUUCGAGACUGUGACAGAGCUAUUGAAAUAAAUCCUGAUUCAGCUCAGCCUUAUAAGUGGCGCGGGAAAGCACAUAGACUUCUGGGCCCUUGGGAAGAAGCAGCACAUGAUCUUGCCCUUGCUUGCAAACUGGAUUAUGAUGAAGAUGCUAGUGCGAUGCUGAAAGAAGUUCAACCGAGGGCCCAAAAAAUUGCUGAACAUCGGAGAAAAUACGAGCGAAAACGUGAAGAGCGAGAGAUCAAAGAAAGAAUAGAAAGGGUUAAGAAGGCUCGGGAAGAACACGAGAGAGCCCAGAGGGAGGAAGAAGCCAGACGACAAUCAGGAGCUCAGUAUGGCUCUUUCCCAGGUGGCUUUCCUGGGGGAAUGCCCGGUAAUUUUCCUGGAGGAAUGCCUGGAAUGGCAGGGGGGAUGCCUGGAAUGGCAGGAAUGCCUGGGCUCAAUGAAAUUCUUAGUGAUCCGGAAGUUCUUGCAGCCAUGCAGGAUCCAGAAGUUAUGGUGGCCUUCCAGGAUGUGGCCCAGAACCCAGCGAAUAUGUCAAAAUAUCAGAGCAACCCAAAGGUUAUGAAUCUCAUCAGUAAAUUGUCAGCCAAAUUUGGAGGUCAAGCAUAAUGCCCUUCUGACAAAUAAAGCCCUUGCUGAAGGAAAAGCAA